Messenger RNA from Micromonas pusilla CCMP1545, 477 nucleotides. RefSeq lists its product as uncharacterized. Bases 1 to 477 code for a protein of 158 amino acids. The transcript has a single exon. NCBI's taxonomy places the organism in Eukaryota, Viridiplantae, Chlorophyta, Mamiellophyceae, Mamiellales, Mamiellaceae. The record is from RefSeq and is a predicted model, not a curated record.
AUGUCGCUGAGCAAGACGAGCAACUUCCCCGCGUGGUGCGAGAAGAACGGCGAGCUCGGAAAGAAGCUGUCGCGCGAGUACGUCGACAAGGACAAGCCGCCGACGGCGGUGACGAAGGCGUCGCACUACAAGGCGAAGUGGAAGUGCAGCAACGUCGAGUGCAAGCACGUGUGGCGGGCGAAGGUGAACAACCGCACGAGGAGCCACAGACCCGGCGGGUGCCCACAGUGUGCGAAUAAUGCGCCGGCGAGCAAGACGAACAACUUCCUCGUGUGGUGCGAGAAGAACGGCGAGCUCGGCAAGAAGCUGUCGCGUGAGUACGUCGACCCAGACAGGCUGCCGACAGCGGUGACGAAAGCGUCGAGGUACAAGGCGCUGUGGAAGUGUGGGAGGUGCUCGCACGAGUGGCACGCGAGGCUGCACCACCGCACGACGAGCGACAAACCCAGCGGGUGUCCGGAGUGCAAAAUGCCCUGA